Lactuca sativa (garden lettuce) is the source of this 1337-nucleotide messenger RNA. RefSeq names its product protein BIG GRAIN 1-like B. NCBI's taxonomy places the organism in Eukaryota, Viridiplantae, Streptophyta, Magnoliopsida, Asterales, Asteraceae. The record is from RefSeq and is a predicted model, not a curated record. Gene Ontology annotation, biological process: auxin-activated signaling pathway.
UUACACCCUGUUCACAGUCUCAUUUCACUUUCUCUCUCUAAAUAUUCAAUCAUUUUCCAUUCUCUCUCUCUAUACACACUUUUCGAUUCUCCUUCUCUUUCGUUGUCACUUGUCAUAUCAAAGAUCCGUCGAAGACAAACGACAAUGUAUCGUUGGAGUCAUAAAUCAGUCAAAGAAGAGAAACCGAGAAAAAACACACCAAACCCAUCUUUUUCGUCAAGCCUUCUUGAUGAAAUCUACCGUUCCAUGGACGGCGACGACGUCAAAUCCGGCCGAGAAGAGAAAACUUCAAAGAAACAAAGCAUCAGCAGCGGCGGCGGCGGUGGCGGUGGCGGCAGACCAAAAGCGAGCAGUGCAGUGGAGGACGAAGCAGUGGCGAGUCUCCGGCGAGCUUUUUUGGUAGAGAAAUGGAUGAAUAUGAAACAAAACGAAAAAAACAUAAACACUCGAACGAGGCCUUCAUCAAUACCCGACGUCUACCGGAAACCAGUCAUUGAUAACGACCCUAUUUUCUUCAGUUCGGGGACGAGCUCUUCUGAUUCGAGCUAUGGAAUAUGGUUCUCUGAACCAGAAAGUUUCCGUGGCUCCAGGUUUCAUAAACCUUCUUGUUUUGGACCUUUCAGUAGGCCAGAAUCCGUAAAAACUAACGGGUUUUCGAAAAAGCAUCAGCAGAUGGAGUUCUACUACUGUUCGGAUGAUCAUCAAACAAAUGGAAUCGAUCGUGGGGCUUUAAUCAAAUCAAAAGCUCGAGCAUUGAAGAUUUACGCGAACCUGAAGAAGAUAAAGCAACCAAUCUCACCUGGAGGUCGACUCACGACGUUCCUCACAUCUCUUUUCGCAAAUGGCCAAGUCAAGAACCCGAAAGAUUUGAAUCCACCAUGUUUCGAUCAUAAAAAGAGUGAAAGAACAUCAAAAUCGACACAUGGGUCUACAUGUUCAUCAGCUUCUUCAUUUACAAGGUCAUGUUUGAGCAAAAAUUCUCCAAGAUCAAGGGAGAAGAAGCUCAACAAUGGAAUCCGAAGAACUGUUAGAUUUUACCCGGUGAGUGUAAUCAUCGACGAAGAUUCACGUCCCUGUGGCCAAAAGUUCAUUUAUGAUACACAAGAUUUAACGAAGGAUGAAGAUUACAACUCUUAUGAUGAUGAUGAUGAUGAUACCAAAAGUGAUUCAAGUUCAGAUUUGUUCGAACUUGAUCACUUGUUAGCUUUGAAGGAGUGUGAAGAGCUUCCUGUAUAUGAAACGACACAUUUUGGCAAGAAUCGUGCAAUUGCUAAUGGGUUAAUUUGCUAAUUUUGUUCGACAAAUUUUAUGAAAUUGAAUUAUACAUUUGUUUUUGA